This is a messenger RNA of Colletotrichum spaethianum, 2379 nucleotides long. RefSeq names its product pentatricopeptide repeat-containing protein At1g05670, mitochondrial. The record is from RefSeq and is a predicted model, not a curated record. The transcript is spliced from 2 exons. The coding region runs from base 1 to 2379 and encodes 792 amino acids. NCBI's taxonomy places the organism in Eukaryota, Fungi, Ascomycota, Sordariomycetes, Glomerellales, Glomerellaceae. Gene Ontology annotation, molecular function: protein binding.
AUGCCGCUCGAGGCUUCUGGCCAGCGCAGCGACAACCCACACAGUCCGACCGAAUUCGACCGCGAGCUUCCCGGCCGCCACCGCCGAGACCUCAAGAACGACAAGCCAACCACGUCGAACCCAAUCGCACAAUGGACCGCGGAUACCCGCAUGGAAAAAAAAGGGCAGCGGCUAGAUGUCAACCAGCUCUACCGCCUCGCCGACGAACUCGACAAGAUCGCGCAGAACAAGGAGAAGCUUCCCGCGGUGGAUGUUGCGGCAAAGUCGUACACGCUUAUGUCGAAGAAGCUAGUGCCAGUCUCGCGAAACCCGACCUCCCGAUUGCCACAGGUUCUCACGACCAAGGCAACUCAGGCCAUGCAGCAGAUAAUAAAUACCAAGUUUUCGACCAUCGAUAAUGCGGACCUCCCCAGCACUGCCGAUAUCUGCAAGAUCUACGCCGAUCUGAACAACGUCAGAGUCGUGAGAAGGCUGGAGCUCAUCAACGGUCUCCUGCGGGCAAUAGUGUCGUCCCGGUCCCAGUCAGAGACCGAACCUGUGGAGGAUCGAUUGUUGGACGAUCUGGUAGAAUGCUGGAAACACUUCUCGGGCUUGAGGCGCGUUGACAGCCGCCUGGGCUCGGAACCAGAGUUCUGGCUCACCUCAAGGCCAGAUAUGCGGGGUACGGAGGCGCCUGCCAAACUUUUUCGCGCGCUCUUCCCGUUGUAUGCGCUGAACGAGCUGCACGGCCUUGGCCCCGCGCUUGUGACUACGUUCGUCCUGCUAUCCGAGUCCAAGCACAUGUUGACUGCGGCAAGGGAGGAGGCACAGCCUUUACUGGAAGCACUGGACCCGAUCGUGAAGCGGUUUGACCAGGAGAUGCUCCAGCAAGCCUUUGACGGCUAUCCCGAACUCUGGAGUUACGUCCAGCCCAGGGCGAGCUGGCGAGUGACUCGAAAGGCGCCCGAAGCUUGGAAGGAGUCGGAUGCGACGGCGGCGGCUGCUGCUGCUGCUGCUGGCUCGGACCGUACUCGCUCCUCGGGGCACUUCUCGUAUGCUCUCUGGCACAAACGAUUUGGUUUGGCCUUUCGUACGAACAACUUCGCGGCGGCACAGCAGGCCUGGAGGGAUCUUAUCAAUCCAGUCAACGACAAAGACCGGACUCGGAGACUUCGCAGGUCCCCUGAGCUGUUUGACUACAUCUUAUUCCAUGUCUGCAGCAAGUCUUGUGUACAAAAGGAGAACUUCUCCAGAAUGACUGCGGAAGUAUUGACGUACAUGAAAAAGCUUGGAGUCAAGCCGACGGUAAGGACUUACACGUCGAUGAUGAGUGGCUGGAAGCAGGCCAGGCUGCUGGACCCGAUUGAGAAUCUGUGGGCUUCGAUCACGGCGGCGGGGCUGAAACUGGACGAGCAGAUCUGGUCAGUGAGGAUAGCCGCGCUUGGCCACCUGGGUCCAGAAAGAGCAGGAAUGACCGCAUUGAAAGAGAUGGAGAAGUUGUGGAAUACUGCAGUGAAGAACGGUACACAAAGCAAGGCGGUCGAACCUGGGAUCGUGUGUGUGAAUGCCGCAAUCUCUGGACUGCUGAAGCAGGACCGCAUGGACGUGAUACGCGCGGUGCUGGACUGGGCGACGAAGAAGGGCAUGGAACCCGACAUCUACACCUACAACAUGCUCCUCUCGCGGAUGCUCAAGAAUGGCGAUUCCGACGAGGCGGAUAGGCUCCUCGCUAGUAUGAAGCAGGCGGGCCUGACGCCCGAUGGUGCCACCUUUACCAUCAUCCUCGAAGCAGCCUUUGAGAACCUUCAGGAACAAACGCCACAGGAACAGCGAGAGGCUAUCGAUGCGGUCUUCGCGGAGAUGGCUGCCUGCGGUAUCGAGCCCAACCAGGAAGCGUUCGCCAAGAUGCUUCACGUCCUUGUCAAGGCGGGCGACGUUGCCGAUCAUUCGGUCGCCGCCGUCCUCACCCACUUGCGCAAUAGCGGCCUGCAGCCCUCGACGGAGAUGUGCACGAUCCUGGUCGAGUACUACGUCAGCCGCGAGCGGCCAGACCUCGACUCCCUACGCGCCCUCGUUGCCGACCGUCGCUCCCGCACGCGCGCCCUGUCGGACCGCGUCUUCUGGGAGAGCGUUAUCAAGCACUACCAUCGCGCCGGCGACCUCGACAGCGCGCUGGAUAUCGUGUACGACCUCGACGACUGGGGCAUCUGGCCUUCCCUCCCGCUGCUUGAGCCCCUGCUGCGGUCGCUGAUUCACAGGCAGGACUGGGACGCCGCCCAAAAGUUGGUUUCUACGGUUCGCAAACAGGCUCGGCCCCAGUCGGCGGAGAAGAAUGACCGGUUCUGGAAGCAUGCGUUUUGGGCUGCUGCCAGAGAUUACGACCUGCUGGAGGGGAUGUAG